AUGGAUGAAAACAACGAAAACGCAAGAAACAUAAUUAUAGAGAUAGAUUUAGAAAACCCAUCUCCAGUUUUACAACCGACUCCAAUGAAUGAUCUUUUAGAUUUUGGAGAUCUUAUAGACGAACCUUUACAAAAUUCCACUACAGAUUCUUGGCAACUCUCAACUGAUAAAACACAUGAAACGCGUGAAGGUCAAUCCAUCACAUGCGAUUCCUGCGCAUCCUAUACUAAAAAAAUAAAUAUGUACAAACAACAACUUGAUUCUAUGGAACAAGAAGCAAUUAAUCGUCGAGAGAAAUUAGCCAAUAGUUACGAUGAGUUAAAAAAAGUUUUAACCCUUAAAAAAGAAUUAAUCGAAAAGUAUUCAGUGAACGAUGAAUCUUCUAAAGCCCCGGCCUCUGGAUAUUUUUCAAAACCUGAAAACAACAUUUAUUCGUACGGAUAUUCUGAUGCCGGUCCGAGUGAUCUUUCGAAAAAUAAAAAUCAGUUUGAAUGGUAUAUUUCAUCUGAUCAAAGUGAAGCGAAUGUCCAAGAUGAAUAUAUGAAAGGUUAUCAUGAAGAUGUUGGAAAGAAUAAACACCCAGCAGUGAUAGACGGUAUUGAAUUAUUUAGCAACGUCCUGUUAAAUCAUAUUCACAGCUUGGAAUUCUUGAAAUUAGAACAAGAGUACAAUAAUUAUUUUGACGAAGAAGGAAACCUCAUUUGUAGCUUCCCAGAUUUUGCUUCUUACGUAAGAGCUGGUCAAGUAUUGCAUAAUCUUCGAAGAUUUGAAUUAACUUAUUGGAUUGAAAUUGCGAGUAACAAUGUCACUGAAGAAAAAAUUAUAGGUUUACUCAACAAAGUUAUAGAAUCCUCAACGGUUAUUAGGCAAAUUGCGAUUAAUAUGCCAAGUUUGCUUGAAACUCAACCCAUAGUUCCACUACUAUCUAAAUUAAUUAGUAGGCAACGUAGCCUUGAAACAUUGGAAUUUGAUGGCCGGUGGGAUUCCAGCAUUUCAAAUACUUUGUGUUUAUCAAUUCAUAGUAACCUAAAAUAUUUAAGAAUCAAUAAUUUAACCACGAUUAUAGAACUUCUUCCCAUCCUUAACUCAUGGACUCAUCUUGAUACUUUGGUAUUAUGUAGACCACAAGUUAUUGAUGACUUUACAAAGAUUAAUGUGGACACUCUGCCUCCAAUUUUCAUUAGAAAAUUGUUAAUUUACGAUGUUGGAUCAGAUCGAAAAAUCUUGGAUAACUUUGUAGGAUUAUUACUUCGAUUAGCAAAUCGUCAUUUAAAAGUGUUCUCAUUACAAGAAUGUAUAACACCUAAACUUUGCAAAAUACUUGUUGAAUAUUGUCGAAAUUUAACGCAUUUAUCAACAAUUAUUAAUACUAUCGAUCUUUCUUCGCUUUGCACUACACUUAAAUAUUUACCGAGUAUUGAACAUUUAAUAAUAGUUCAGAGUAAUAGUAAUUCUUCACGACAACGUUCAUGGAUGAUAUCAAACAGUUGUGGUGUUAAUAGACAUUCAUGGGAAACAAAAUCUCUUAAAUGUCUUGCCAGCUCAUUCCCACCUUGCCUCAAAUAUUUAGGAAUGUGCAUAAAUUUUUCGGUAACUCAACUCAAAAUUCUUUUACAAAAUAUUGAUGCACCUAUUUGUAUGAUGGAAUUUUGUAAUGUUGGUGGUGAUUUGAUGAUGGAUAAAGCAUUAGAGUUACAUUUUUUAAGAUUAAUGGCGGAAUAUGCUGCAAGAAAUCCAGGAUUUUGUGUACUUGGAUUACCUGAAAAUCCAGAAGCUUGGUAUGAUGCUGAUUUUUGGAAGAUGGCGAAAGAUUCUAUUCCUGUGAUUAAGAA
This is a messenger RNA of Racocetra fulgida, 1832 nucleotides long. The record is from the annotation of a GenBank genome assembly. NCBI's taxonomy places the organism in Eukaryota, Fungi, Glomeromycota, Glomeromycetes, Diversisporales, Gigasporaceae.